AUAUAUUCUCCACAACAAAGAUCCAUUUUCAUCUUCGCCGUGCCGGAAACCGCUUCCACCAGAACCCUCGCAUGAUGCCGCCGUCUCAGCCUUCCUCAACCGCAAUAUGCUCGUGCCUUCCACCUCCGACGAGGUUCCUUGACUCUGGAUGGAAGAGAACUAUCUCCACCGAUGUUUUGUUCAUUCCGGCGAGCCACCACCAGCAUUCAUUUCUUCAAACCAAGUCAUUCGUUUCGCGAUUCUUCUCUUGCUCUUGUCUUGUUCUCUCAUUAACCAUGUCUGCUCUUCCGCCUGUCAACACCGCUGCCGCCAACAACUCUGCUGGGGGGAUUCCAGUUGUGGUCGAUGAUCAGGGAAAGGGAAAAACAUGCCACCAAUGCCGGCGAAAAAUCAAGGGUGUCGCUGCUUUCUGCAAGAACCUGAAAAAGGGCAAACCUUGUGUACUCAAAUUGUGCCGUGUAUGCCUUUUAAACAGAUACGGGGAGGAAGCAGAACAGGUCAAUAGGUUGGAUGACUGGAGUUGCCCUAAGUGCCGGGGCAUAUGCAACUGUAGCCAUUGCAGGAAGAAUGGACGUAAGGAGCCUACCGGUAACAUAAUGAGGGAAGCCAAGACUGCUGGAUUUAGGUCAGUGAUGGAAUAUCUGGAUGCUAAGGAAGCAGCGGAGAUGAACACGAACGCAAAUGAUGUUGCUGCUGUUUUGCCUCCAGAGGAGAUCGUGAUGGAAUUGCUGGAAGCUAGGGAAGCAGCGGAGUUGAACACGAAUGCAAAUGAUGUUGCUGCUGUUUUGCCUCCAGAGAAGAUUGAUGGUCUUGAAGCGGCCUUGGGUGCAAAUGAUUUCCCCCCCAUUCCUCAUCGAAAUGAUGAAACAAAAUGUGAAAGGGACGAUGAGAUUUUCGCAGAAGUAGAAAGGAACCAGGACACUGAUUAUCAUAUGAAAGGUGGUCCUGAGGUUUGGGGUUCAAAUGAUUAUGUGAAUCCUUCACUUCUUAUUUCUGGUAAAAAAUCUAAAGAAGUUAAGGAUGAAAUAUCUGAAGAAGUUCUCCUACCGCCGGGCACUGAUUUAACGGAGGUAUUGGGCAUUGAGUUCCCACAUGAGGAUGUUGGGAAUGUUGUGCAGUUCUUGCAGUUCUGCAGGGUUUUUGGGAAGAAUCUUAACAUGAAGGAAGGGGAAGCAAAGACUAUUUUGCGAGAACUAGAUCGCAAACAAAACUUGCGCAGUGGAGAGAACACCCUAGCUGUUGAGUUCCAAACUAGACUUUUGACCCUGCUCCGCACCGCUGCAGGACAUAAGUCUCCAUCCUUAGCUACAGCAGAUGGGAACUUUUCCUGGUUGAAAGCUCUAGGGGAUUUAGCUUUACAAUCUCCUCUUCUUCUCAAGGAUUUCCCCGUAGAAAUGCUCAAUGAAGGUCUCUCUGGGUAUUGUAACUUGAGUUUGUCUAACAAGCUUAGACUCCUGACUUUCAUCUGUGAUGAAGUUCUUAACUCAGAGAAAGUGAGGAGUUACAUUGAAAAGGAAAAUUCAAAAAUUGAGAAGCAGUGGAAAGAAGCCAAAGCUGAAUUUGCGGCUGCGAAGGAAAAGGUGAAUAGCUUGAAACAGAAGCUGCAGGAAGAGACAGCAAAAAGAAUUCAUUCCAGUGGGGAUCCUGGGUCAUCGACAGAGCAAGAUGCUGCUGUCCUGAAGUUGUUAACAACUGAAGUUGCUCAAGCUCACAGUGAAAUGCUUGAGGCUAAGGAAAAGAUUCCUAAAAGGAAAAUUUCUGAUGCUACGAGGAUUGAGCCUCACUUUGUGGAUGGUAGAAAGGUCUUUUGGAAAUUCAAAUGUUUUGAAGGUGAAGAUACUCUUUUGCUACAAGACAUCAAAGUACAAGAAGGGGAUGGUACUGCUGCAACUGAUGAAAGGUGGUUUUUUUAUGGUCCUGAGAAGAAGAAUGACAUUGAUAAGUACAUUUCUUCAAGGGCAAAGAGAAAUAAAUGUCGUUAGGCUCCUUACAAACUUUCGAAUGAAAGCAGUGGAGCUGAUAUGGAGAAUGUUUAUUAGGGAAUAAAGCUGAGCUGGUUUUUAAUAAGGAGUUGUAACUGAAAGUUUGCUAGCCCAUUUAGUUUCUUACUUGUCAUCAGUGACAUAUGCUGUACCAGCUCAAUUGUAUAUAAACUCCUCUUAGACAUGCCAAUUGAAUAGAAUCACAUUGAUUUCUUGCAA
Messenger RNA from Lotus japonicus, 2201 nucleotides. RefSeq lists its product as uncharacterized. Gene Ontology annotation, biological process: regulation of DNA-templated transcription. The transcript is spliced from 14 exons. The coding region runs from base 72 to 1982 and encodes 636 amino acids. The record is from RefSeq and is a predicted model, not a curated record. NCBI's taxonomy places the organism in Eukaryota, Viridiplantae, Streptophyta, Magnoliopsida, Fabales, Fabaceae. Gene Ontology annotation, cellular component: nucleus.